CUGUGAGGUCUCCGUUCCUCCCCUCCCGAGGGUGAAGUGGUGUCAGACUGGAGGCUGGACCAUCAUGGCGGCCGUCAUGAGGCUUGUCAACAGAAGCACUUUAGGUCCAGCAAUGGGUCAGCAAUAUCUGGCGUUGAGCUCCUCAGCAAAGAUCAAAGCAGCUGGCGUAAGAGCAGGUCAAGCUCUUCCAGAAAAGGUGAAAAUAGUGGAAGUGGGACCCAGAGAUGGCCUUCAGAAUGAAAAGACUAUCGUACCAACAGAGACAAAAAUUAAUUUGAUCGACAUGUUGUCAGUGUCAGGGCUGCCAGUCAUUGAGGCCACCAGCUUUGUGUCUCCGAAAUGGGUUCCACAGAUGGCAGACCAGGUGGAGGUGAUGAAGGGGAUCUGUAGGAAACCUGGAGUGUCUUACCCAGUCCUCACCCCCAACCUCAAGGGUUUCCGGGCUGCUGUGAAGGCAGGAGCUUCAGAGGUAGCCAUAUUUGGUGCUGCAUCUGAGCUGUUCAGUAAGAAGAACAUAAACUGCUCAGUGGAUGAGAGUUUACAGCGCUUUGACGAGGUUAUGAAAGCAGCUAAAGAGGCUGGUGUGCCAGUUAGAGGUUACGUGUCAUGUGUUCUUGGAUGUCCGUAUGAAGGCAAGGUGGCACCUGACAAAGUUGCACAUGUGAGUUCUCACUUACUUGUUACUUGUUUACAUUACGUAAAAUGGCAGAAAUCUAUUUAUCAUCCUUUGACAAAAAGACAUAAACACAACAUAAACACUGUCACUCAUGCAACCAGCUCUAGCUUUGUCUCCAUCUUGCAGGUAGCUAAGCGUCUGUACUCCAUGGGCUGCUAUGAGAUCUCUCUUGGUGACACUAUUGGAGUGGGGACUCCAGGUAGCAUGAGUGAAAUGCUGGAGGCAGUGAGCAGAGAGGUGCCAGUGAAUGCCUUGGCAGUGCACUGCCACGAUACCUAUGGCCAGGCCCUGGCUAACAUCCUUGUAGCCUUACAGAUGGGAAUCAGUGUGGUAGACUCGUCAGUAGCUGGACUGGGUGGCUGUCCCUAUGCACAGGGGGCUUCUGGGAAUGUUGCUACUGAAGAUGUAGUCUAUAUGCUGCACGGACUUGGGAUUCAAACAGGAGUGGACCUCUCAAAGCUAAUGGAUGCUGGCUCUUUCAUCUGUCGAACCCUCAACAGAAAGACAAACUCCAAAGUGGCCCAGGCCUCCUGCAAACUGUAGACAGAAACCAAACCGCGGGCUCUCUCACAGACACACUGCAGCGUAAUCAUGUAACCUAGAGCCAUCAUCUUCUGUAUGUUCAGUUCUCCCCAUUUUAAUUUGUUUCAUUUAACCUAUACCGGUAUGAGAAUAUUACUUUAAUAUUUGGAUGGUACUGACCUCUCCCUCUGUUUAGGAUCAAAUAUCUAAUUAGAUACUCACUACAUGAUAGCAUAGCUGGAACAGUGCCUUUUCUAAAGACAGUCUAAUUAUACAGAUCCUACCUAUCAAAAGCCAUACCUUCACCUGUUUCGUAAUAGUGUGCUUACAUUACUUUCUGAGCAGCAGGAAAGCCAAAGUAAAGCACAGACUUUGUUUCUAAUAAUAAAUUAACCAGUAAAAAUGUCCUAGGGAUGGAUAAACUCACUGUUGAUGUCAGAAAAGACAGAAUUGUUGUUUUGACUUCUGUCAUCCUCUGUAUGCAGUGAUCACUGUCUUCAAAUGAAUUAUCUAUAUAAUGGGAGCAUCUAUGGAAACUGUCAGUCUUUAUGAACUUGGGCAUUGUACUGGCUUGUGAAAAAAUGUCUGUGCUGUAUUCCACUGAUUUUUAACAUUGAUUGUUAUUUUUUAAUGUGUAGGAUUUCUAGUUUUACUUUAAUAUGUGUAUUUAUUUUAGAAUGCCUUUCUUCACAUUCAGUGUGUACAUACCCAACCAGAUUGUGAGUUUUAAAAAUAAACACUAUUUAAUUAA
Molecule: messenger RNA, 1949 nt
Organism: Siniperca chuatsi (mandarin fish)
Lineage: Eukaryota; Metazoa; Chordata; Actinopteri; Centrarchiformes; Sinipercidae
Gene: hmgcl
Product: 3-hydroxy-3-methylglutaryl-CoA lyase
Exons: 8
Coding region: 65-1219 (384 amino acids)
Biological process (GO): ketone body biosynthetic process; L-leucine catabolic process
Molecular function (GO): hydroxymethylglutaryl-CoA lyase activity
Source: RefSeq, a predicted model, not a curated record